This is a messenger RNA of Apis mellifera (honey bee), 2028 nucleotides long. RefSeq names its product transcription initiation factor TFIID subunit 8 (gene Taf8). The transcript is spliced from 5 exons. Gene Ontology annotation, cellular component: transcription factor TFIID complex. Gene Ontology annotation, biological process: transcription initiation at RNA polymerase II promoter. NCBI's taxonomy places the organism in Eukaryota, Metazoa, Arthropoda, Insecta, Hymenoptera, Apidae. Gene Ontology annotation, molecular function: protein heterodimerization activity. The record is from RefSeq and is a predicted model, not a curated record. The coding region runs from base 128 to 1021 and encodes 297 amino acids.
UUAUUAAAAUUUUAUUAUUUUUAUUGUUAAAAUUUUAUUUUAUAUUAUUUUGGAUUAUUGUAAAAAUUCUAUUAUUUACUAUGAUGGCGCACUAAACAGUUAUUUUUUGCAUUGUAAAGUUUAUUAUAUGUUUGUAUUCAACAUUAUGGACAUUCAAAUAACAAAUACACGAAGAAAGAUAUUAAAUCAUGUAGUUUGUAGUAUUUUAGUAGAAUGUGGUUAUGAUACUUGUGAAAAACAGGCAUUAGAAGUUCUCACAGAAAUGUUACAAUCUUUUAUCGUUGAAGUUGGAGAAUCAGCAAGAAAUUAUUGUGAACUUUCUGGUAGAACAGAACCACUUAUUGCAGACGUUAUAGUAGCAUUAAUAAAUAUGGGUAUAAAAUUAGAUAAUUUGGAAAGUUAUGGAAAGAGAGCUAAUAGAACAGUUUUACCACCACUUCAACAACAAACUCAAUCAAAGCAAUUAAAUAUUUUGCAAGCUGGAGUGAAACAAAGCCAUCCAUCUCAUAUACCAAGUUAUUUACCACCUUUUCCUGAUCCACAUGCAUAUAUUAGAACUCCGACACAUAAGCAACCAGUAACGGAAUAUGAAGCAAUAAGAGAAAAAGCAGCAACGCAAAAACGUGAUAUUGAAAGAGCUUUAACUAGAUUUAUCGCAAAAACUGGAGAAACACAUAGUCUGUUUUUAACAGAAGAUAAUAGUAUGUUUCCAUUAAUAUCAUGUAAACCACAAUUUCCUAGUUAUCUUUCUGCAUUGCUUCCACAAGAUCAAAUAUUUGAGAUUGAUCAAGAUUUUCAAUUUGAACCAAGUCCAAUUAAAAAGAAAAAAGAACAAGAAACAGAAGAAUCGGAAGAAGGUAUAAAAGGACAAAAUGAAGAUAUUGAACAAAAUGGAGAAAUUACAACGCAACAAGAUGUUAUAGAUAAUCCUUAUUUAAGACCAGGAAAAAUACCAAAGAAUAAAAUACCAGGAGUUACAGCUCCUGGAUUACAUUUAAUGAAAAGGGAUUCUCUUGAAUGAUUAUAACAAUUGUAUUUUUUUGUUAAUUUUAUUAUUUUUUUAGAUUAAUAUUGUGUAUAUAAUGCUUUUAUGAUACAAAAUGUAUUACACUAAUUUUUGUAUUCAUACUAUAUAAUAAAAAUUAAUCUUUAUUAUAAAUAAUUUCAUAUAAAAUUAUUUUAUAUUACCAAAAUUAAUGUUACAUAUUAUAAAUAUUCAAUAUAAAUUAGAUAAUAUUAAUUAUAUAAAUAUUUACUGUAUCUAAUAUCUAAUCUAAAAUUUUGUUUAGAUAUAUAUUAAAUUGAUUUCAUAUGUAAAUAUGUUUGGUUUUAUUUGAUCUAGUUUUUAAAUUGAUUGCUUACUUUGUAUUAUGUUUUAAUAUAUCAUUUAUAUAUCAUUCAUAUAUAUUGCACAUAUAUAGCACCAGUUUAAAAAAAAAAUAAAAAUAUGGAAAUAAUUAGAUAAGAUUAGAUUUUCUAAAAAGAAUGAGUAGAUAAUUUACAAAAAUAGUCUUCCUCGUUAUAAUAUUGUAUGUAAGAUUUUUUACAUAUAGAGUAAUGCAUGCUUAAGUAACAUAGUUUUAGCAUGCUUAGCUAAUACCGAAUUAUUCCCAUUUCUGAAAUUACUUUCAAGAAUCCUCUAAGUAACAAGAAUCUAUCAUAUUUUGUUCUUCUAUUUUAUUCUUACUCAUUCUUGAUUUAAGUAAUGAAUUCGGAUUUCCAUAUAUAACUAACGCAUUAUAAAUUCGAUACAGCGUCAGUUAAGUGUGUAGUAGUUUAACGUAAUAAUAUGUAUUAAAAUUAUAUUCGUUUCAUUUGCAAAAAUACAUUAUCCUAUCUUAGUGAAUAAUUUUAAUAUCUAUAGAUAAAAAUUUUAUUCUUAUUAAUUGUGCUGAUUUUAGAUUGAUAUUGUGUAUGCGCGCGCGCACGCGCGCGCGUGUGUGUGCACAUACAUGCACAUACAAAAUAUACUUACUACUAAAUACAUAAAAAUAUAUAGCACAUAAUUUAUAUAAGGCAUAAGCUCUA